Plasmodium adleri (nom. inval.) is the source of this 2136-nucleotide messenger RNA. Its product is annotated as conserved Plasmodium protein, unknown function. The record is from RefSeq and is a predicted model, not a curated record. The transcript has a single exon. Lineage: Eukaryota; Apicomplexa; Aconoidasida; Haemosporida; Plasmodiidae. Bases 1 to 2136 code for a protein of 711 amino acids.
AUGAGAAUUUGUGGUUACUUAAAAAGAUGGGCAUUUUAUGGUCCAUAUGAAUAUACAUAUAUUUUAUGUGUUGGAAAAAAAAAAAGAAUAAAUAAUUUCUCAUCGAGAAUGUUAUAUAGUACGAGUGAUUUUCAAAAUAAUAUGAUAAAGAGCUUUGAAAAUAUGAAUGGUUUAAAUAUUAGUUAUAGUAUUAAGAAGAGUGUUAAAUAUGGUUAUGUAAAUAAGAAAAUGUUUGAACAUUAUAAUAAUUUAAUAAAAAAGUUUUAUUAUAAUUUUAGAUUUGAAGAUAUUAUUUUAAUAUUACAAUCAUAUGCUUUAAGUAAGGAAAGAAAUUUUGAAGUAUAUUCUCUUUUAUCAAAUAAAUUAUUACAUAUAUUUAAAAAUAUGAAUGAAGAACAAUAUGAUCAACAUGUAUAUGAUAAUAUUUAUAAAUAUAUUUUAGCUAGUCAACAAUUAAAUUAUAGUGAUUAUGAAAUUAUUACUAUUUUUUUAAAAAUUAUAAAAAAUAAUUUACAUAUUUAUGGUCUAAAAAAAAUUUCUAUUAUUCUUCAUUCUUUGUCAAAACUAAAAAUUCAUGAUGAACACUUAUUACAUAUAUCUUCAAUUUAUAUAUUAAAUAAUUUUCAACAUAUGAAAUGUAAUUAUGUAAGUCAUAUUAUAUCAGCAUAUUCAAAACAUGUAAAUCUUAAAUUUUUACAAUUAUAUAUAAAACUAUUACAAUAUAUUUUUGAAAAUAUAAAAUAUAUGGAUUCAUUAUCUAUAUAUAAUACACUCAUACAAAUCAAACCCAUCAUACAAAUGAUAGACACAAAUUAUAUGUCUAUUUAUAAGACUGAAGAUAAUAAUGAUGCAUUGCAAAAUUUAAGCAAUCAAUCAUAUUCAUCCACUCUAGAGCAUAAUAUAUUGAAACAAAAUGUAUAUGAUAAACAUAACAUUUGCAAUGGAAAUGAACAGUGUGAUAAGCACAUCGAAAAAGUACUACAAAAUGGUAGAGAGUAUAUAAUUGAUUCUACAUGUGAUAUUAAUAAUAUUAAUAGACAUAACAAUAUGUAUGAUCAUUCUAAUUUAAAAAAUAUACAAAUAUAUCAAUCCAAACAUACACAUACAAAUUCAUACCCACUAAAAGAUACAUACGAAAAAGAUAAAAAAUAUGAUGAAACAAAUAAUAUAAAUAUAUCUUACAAUAAUUCAGAUCUUUUUUCAAACGAUUCUUAUUGUCAUUUAGAUGAUACAUUAAAUAUAAAUAAUAUUAAUUUAGAACAAAAUAAUUUACAUUUAAAAAAAGAAAAAAAAAUUGUUCAAAAUAUUAUACCUUUACUAUUUUCCAAAGUAAAUAAUUGUUUAGCCUUUUUGUCAUUUAAACAGCUAGUCAAACUUGCAUGUGCAUAUAAAGAAUUCAAUUAUUUUAAUUAUAUUUAUAUAUAUAAAAGGUUAUUACCAUAUCUAGCUAACAAAAUACAAAAAAAUAAAAUAACAUUUGAAGAAUGUGUACUACUUCUAGAAUGUUUUACCAUCUUACCAUAUGUAGAUAAUAAUGUAGACGAAAUUAUCAACAUUAUAUUAACAAAUCUAGAAACAAUUAUAACAUUUAAUUAUAAUUAUAUAUGUCGAAUCUUACAAUGUUUUCAACAUCUAACCAUAUAUAAUGAUAAUAUCUUAUCAAAAAUUGAUUGUAUCAUUUUUAAAAAUAAAAAAAAUUUUGAACGAUAUUGUAAUUUAAAAGAUCUACACUUAUUUCUACAUUUCUAUGAAAAAAACCCAGACGAAUGGCAAGAAAUGAUCACAUAUUUAAAACAUCUAAUACAACAAAAAAGUAAUCAUGUUUUAAAAAGUGAAGAAAAUAACAUACAGCAAGACAAACAACAACCUCAAAGUAUUAAUAAUACAACGUCAGAUACGAAUAUUUAUAAUAUGGAUAAAAAGUUAAUAAUAUAUAAAUAUAACAAACUGCAAAAAUGUUUUAAUGAGAAGGAAAAAAAUAUAUAUGAAGCACACACAAAAGUUGAUGAUGAUAAAAAGGGUGAGGUGGAUGACUCACCUGUACAUGUCGAAAAUUCAAACGAUGUGCGUAAAAAGGUGUCUGACUAUAUAUAUUUCAAUGCCAUGAACGAACAAAAGGAAAAGAAAAAGAUAUAA